UUACCACCACAUUACUAUUCUUCUUCCCCCGCGUUUAGUCGCGUGACUGAUUGUUUCGGAACUUCGGAACAAACGACGAUGUGCUUUUAUUUCACGGGCGGCUCAUUGGUAACAUGAUGAAUGUUGUCUUUUCAGUUAAGCUGGGUCGAUAUUUAGUUCCCAGACACGCCGAGUUUGAUUUUUGAAUCGUUGCACUUCCUUUGCCUCCCGACACGUCACUGGAGCCAGUUGGAUGGAAAGAGUGAAAAAAUAUUAAGGAACGAAAUGGAGAUUUACCAUUAGAAUCAAUUGUGCCAGAGAGGCAGGGAAGCAAUCUAAGGACCUGUUGCAUCUAUGAGUCAUUGCUUGUGAGAUUCUGAGAGGUCUCAGGAUGGAGGAGCAACCGAGCUGCCCCAAUGUCAGCAUUCCCUGCUCCGAUGAGCAGAGAGACAAGAAGAAACGCUAUACUGUUUACAAAGUACUUGUCAGUGUUGGAAGACAUGAGUGGUUUGUGUUCCGGAGAUAUGCGGAAUUCGACAGACUGUACAACACGUUAAAAAAACAGUUUCCUGCUCUGAAUUUGAAGAUUCCUGCUAAGAGAAUAUUUGGAGACAACUUUGACCCAGAUUUCAUAACACAAAGAAGAGUGGGGUUACAUGAGUUUAUUCAGAAGAUUGUGUCCCAUCCACAGCUCUCCAAAUAUCCGGAUGUCAAAGAAUUUCUGCAGAUGGACAAAUCUAAAAACUUCUCUGAUGCUUCAGAGGAUGAAGAUGAUAAGAGUAGCUCUACCUCUAGUAAUAUAAACCUAGGGCCAUCUGGAAAUCCACUUGCAAAGCCCACUGACUUUGACUUUCUUAAAGUCAUAGGAAAGGGAAGCUUUGGGAAGGUUCUUCUUGCAAAGAGGAAACGUGAUGGGAAGUGUUACGCCAUCAAAGUCUUGCAAAAAAAGGCCAUUUUAAACAGGAGAGAGCAAAAGCACAUUAUGGCUGAACGUAAUGUGUUGCUAAAGAAUGUUAAACAUCCCUUCCUGGUUGGACUGCACUAUUCCUUUCAGACAACAGACAAGUUAUACUUUGUCCUGGAUUUUGUCAAUGGUGGAGAACUUUUCUUUCACCUCCAAAAAGAGCGGACCUUUCCUGAACCCAGAGCGAAGUUUUACAUUGCUGAGAUGGCAACUGCUCUGGGUUACUUACACUGUCUUAACAUUGUUUACAGGGAUUUGAAACCAGAAAAUAUCCUGCUGGACUCUCAAGGACAUAUAGUCUUGACUGACUUUGGACUGUGUAAGGAGGGCAUCUCCCAAGCAGACACAACGACCACAUUUUGUGGGACACCUGAGUAUCUAGCUCCAGAGGUACUCAGGAAACAACCCUAUGAUAACACUGUGGACUGGUGGUGUCUCGGUUCUGUGCUGUAUGAAAUGCUUUAUGGGUUGCCUCCAUUCUACAGCAGGGACACACAGGAGAUGUAUAACAACAUUCUUCACAGAGAACUUGUCAUGCGCCCCGGGGCAUCCACGGCUGCCUGGUCCAUCCUUCAGGCCCUGCUGGAGAAAGACCACACCAGGAGGCUGGGCUACAGAGAAGACUUUAAUGAAGUCAAAGGACAUGAAUUUUUCUCAUCUAUUAACUGGGAUGACCUUGAACAGAAACAGCUUCCUCCUCCAUACAACCCUAGUGUGGAAUCUCAGUAUGAUAUCUCAAACUUUGAUCCUGAGUUCACAGCGGAAACUGUGCCAAACUCUGUGUGCUUCUCUUCAGAGCAGUCAGUCGUCAAUGCUAGUGUUAUGGAAGCUGAUGAUGCCUUCGUGGGAUUUUCUUAUGCUCCGCCAUCAGAAGAUUCUUUCCUGUAAGGGUGGCGCUGCUAAUAGAGAUCCACAGAGAGCUGAAUGAAAUGUCUGUGAUUGCUCUCUCUGAUGAAAGGGAAGAAUUUGUUUGAUGAGCACAACAUCAUGAACAGUGGAUGGACCUUUGUGUUUCCUAACAAAAGUUGUGGGGUGCAGGGUGUUUCAGACUUAAUUUUUAUGCAUAAACAACAUUAUAUUUUGUGUAACAUUGAACACCUUCUCGGAGAGUUUAGCUCAGGAGCUGAAGUAUUGAUGUGUUGUUUUUGGGGGGGUUUUGUAAGAAUUAUUUUCAAGGGCUGAUGAUAUUUGGCUGGUGACACAUUCCUUGUUUUGCCCCAACCUUUACACUUGAUUGCUUAAAUACUGUCCAGUACUAUAUGACCAAUUAUGUUCUUGUAGUUUAAUCUCUCAUCAGAAAUUUGCUAUGGAAAAAAUGUUCAUAUAAUGUCAACGCAAGCAAUUAAAACAUUGCUGAUUGACAAAUUAAUAUAUAUUUUUCAUUUAUACUGUUUAAUAUGUAUGUGAGUUAGAAAAUAGGUAGUCAGCUUUUUUAAAAUCAUAAUGAAUUUGAUAAACCCUGUAAAGUUUUGGGUCAUCAACAGCCAUAUCACAGUGUGAACUGAACAUUUGUGGCUAUUUUCAUGUUAGAUUUGAAGUUGAAUUAAUAACACUUAAAUCCUGACAGUGACCUUGUAAUACACAUUCCCACCCUUUGAUUAUGAGAUGAGACACCACAGUGCCUGCUGACUUAUGAUACUGUACUGUACAAGUAAACAUUCUUGAAUUA
This is a messenger RNA of Carassius gibelio (silver crucian carp), 2612 nucleotides long. Its product is annotated as serine/threonine-protein kinase Sgk3. The transcript has 17 exons. Gene Ontology annotation, molecular function: ATP binding; phosphatidylinositol binding; protein serine/threonine kinase activity. The coding region runs from base 371 to 1831 and encodes 486 amino acids. Lineage: Eukaryota; Metazoa; Chordata; Actinopteri; Cypriniformes; Cyprinidae. Gene Ontology annotation, biological process: protein phosphorylation. The record is from RefSeq and is a predicted model, not a curated record.